Molecule: messenger RNA, 1029 nt
Organism: Guillardia theta CCMP2712
Lineage: Eukaryota; Cryptophyceae; Pyrenomonadales; Geminigeraceae
Exons: 6
Coding region: 1-1029 (342 amino acids)
Molecular function (GO): protein binding
Source: RefSeq, a predicted model, not a curated record
AUGCCCAGGUAUCAACCAAACCAUCAGAAUGGUAAUCGUGAGCAAGACUGGGCCAGAGAAUUGUUUGACGUCGGACUAGCUUUGCCUCCCCGAGAUCCUCCAAAAGCAAAUGCAGCUCAUAGCACGGGAGGAACGUCAAAAGCAAAUACCGCUCAUAGCACGGGAGGAACUUCGAAAGCAAGUAGGCAAGACUUCACGGACGUCAGGGAUCGAUUGAUUCAGCAGACCAGCAACUUUGUCAAUGCUAUUAACAAGCUAAGGGUAAUCGACCCAAAACGAAGACAGCCACAAGACGUGCUCGAGGACCAAGACAAGAAUCGGGACAAACAUAGAUGCCAGACCAAGGUCUUGUUGUUGGGAGAUGGCCAGCAAGUGUGGGCAAUCCUUUCCUCUUCUCAUGGAGUGUCCAUUGGACGAUCUUCAAAGAAUGAUAUCGUACUGGACAAAACUCACAAAACCGUCUCCAAGUUCCAUGCUAGGAUCCAAUGGUGUCCCGGUGUAAACCAGUCAGCAGGAUUCUUCGAGCUGCUGGACGAGUCCGCAACUGGGAGCUCAGUGAACGACAUGUAUCUCAGCAACUCGUCCGCGAAAUUGAAGAAGGGCGAUCUUAUCUUCCUGGGUGGCAAAGAGAGCGGAAAGAAACUUGAUGUCAUAGGAGUAUUCGAAGAGAAAACGGCCUCGAAGAUUGAAGGUCAAUCGAAUCUUGAGAAGAAUACCAUGAGAGAUCACUCAUAUACAACGGAAUUCUCUACGAAAGCAAACCAGAAUGUUGUGCACAAAGACCAGAGAGACACAUCCUCAUGGAUAUGGUUCAAAGAAUCUGACGGGUACAGAGGACAGUCUGAGAGCAUACUCAGCAGUUUGAGCCAGGAGAGCACUCCCCGCCAGGAAUUUAUUCAGACGAAUGGAAGCGUACCACCUAUCAAGAAAGAAUUCAAGAAAAUAAGUAAUGAUCCCCUGCCUAUCAACAGCCUCCUUCCGGUCCAACUCACGCCGUCGUAUGUAAAGAGACAUGGAUUACACUCUUAG